Molecule: messenger RNA, 5194 nt
Organism: Fundulus heteroclitus (mummichog)
Lineage: Eukaryota; Metazoa; Chordata; Actinopteri; Cyprinodontiformes; Fundulidae
Gene: inppl1b
Product: inositol polyphosphate phosphatase-like 1b
Exons: 27
Coding region: 1120-4776 (1218 amino acids)
Biological process (GO): phosphatidylinositol dephosphorylation
Molecular function (GO): phosphatase activity; protein binding
Source: RefSeq, a predicted model, not a curated record
GAGACGGGAGGGAGAAGAAGGAAGUAGUUUUGCUGUUUGACGCUCGGGUGGUGGAGCUGAGCCCCUCACAAGAAUACUCCUGGCUCUGCCUGCCAUCUGGAAUGUCGAGUCACUUCCUCUGUCUGUGCUGCGCUUUAACAGGGUUGUCCUCUGUGUCUCUGCUCCCACCCUCUGCUCUGACAGCCGUCUGAAGAAGACCACACCGCUUUGGAUGGGUCUCUCCUGACAGCAGCUCACAAACAUCAGGUCUGAAAGAUUAGCGAGACCCCUGGAGUCGCCCACAUCCUCCCGGACUCCCCCCCCCCCCGAUGGAACCAGGACUUGGACAAAAAAAGCGCAAAGACGACUGCAGCCAUCAGCCGAACUUAUAGGGGAGGCUGUUCCUUUUCCCUUAUAUGGCAGCAGAGCUGGGAAGUCAUUUGAAUUAGUCUGGUUUCUGUUGCAUGUCUGUCUGGUUUUAAUGCUGACUGAGUUCCAUCUGGCAUGGCUGCGCAUACGUGAGCUUGUGUGUGGGUGGGAUGUGUGCAACUCAAUUUGUUUGUUUUGCCAGUCUUGGUUCUUCUUUUCCUGUUGUUUGCAUAUAGGGCUUUUUGUUUUGGGACAAGAAGGAGGGCUCAUGUUUGUGGUUUAGCCCGAGGCAGCGUCCUCGCCUCAGCAGUGGCCGCUCCAUUCAGGCUCUGCUGUUGUUUCCUCUGCCUCGUUCCCUUCUCUUCCUUGCUCAGCUGUCACGCUCUGUGUUUGUUGGAUCAACACACACACACACACACACAAAUCAGGAUAUUACCGGGAUGGAGGAUUGGAUCAUCUGCUGAGAAGUGGAGUGCGUCUUGGAGAGGAAUAACCGGGAGAUUUCUUUUUUUUCCUUCACAUCUGCUUCCUUCAGAGCAACAGGAUGGGUGACCCAGAAGCAACCAGGGAGGACCCAGGAAGUGCUAGACUCACGCGAAGGCUUUAAAUACUAGCGCAGACCACAGAGGUUUUCUGAUGCUGCCGACUUGCAAAAGAGAUGAAAUCUCUGCGAGCCUAGGAGAGUAAACCCGUGCUGGAAAUGCACCCUCUGCAGAGUUCCUAACCUCAUGUGGAUUAUUCUCGCGAGCCUUUCUCUCCUCAUCGAUUGCCAUGGCUUCGGCGUCGUGGUACCAUCGUGACAUCAGCCGCGUGAGGGCAGAGGACUUGCUGGCGCGGGCGGGGAGGGAUGGCAGCUACCUGGUGAGAGACAGUGAGUCAGUGCCAGGUGCCUAUGCAUUGUGCCUGCUGUUUCAACGUCAUGUUCACACGUACCGUAUUCUUCCUGACCCGGAUGGUCUUCUGGCGGUUCAGACAACACAGGGCGUGCAGGUGAACUGUUUUCGGACACUGGAGGACUUGGUGUUGGGAUACCAGCAACCCCACAAAGGCCUGGUCAUCCCUCUUCUCUACCCUGUGUCCCACGACACAGACACGGGGGACGAGAGCUCAGACGAUGAGAGGCCGCCUCCCAUCCCAACCUCUGUCAACACAGGGUCCUUCGUGGGAUCUCCAUCAAAACCAGCCCCCCAUUCCUUAUUCCUGGAGAAACUGCUGGAGCUGAAUACAUCAAAUAUUGCAGGUGAAGUGAUUGGCCUGCUCAAUGACUACCUCUUCAGUGAGCUUCCUCUGGACAUCGAGAACGUGCACAAAGGGGCAACAACUUUAUAUCACCUCAAGCGCACUUUGGUUGCAGCCUGCCAAGGCCUCAACAGUGAGAUAGAUCUCACUCUUUCAAGUCUGGAAACCUUGGCCAAAGUCUUCGACCAUCCCAGCUGCUCUUUAACUCCCAUCAAGGCACAGGGUCCAGAGAAGGAAAUUGAGAGCUUGUUGUGUAAAAUCUCAGCUUUGAUCAGCCUCCUUUCUUCGCUGGAAAAAAAGGUUUUACAAGCAUUGCAAGAUGCAGUGACCAAUCACAACCUGGCAGUGCAGCCCAGCCCACCGCCUCCUGAAUCAGCACCCACCACAGUAACGCCUGUGAAGAACAACAGCAGACAGCUGCCUGUCCACUCAUUUCAGGUGAAGAUGGUGAGGUACGGCAGACAAACCGUGUCUGUGGAUGUGGAUUCAGGAGUCCUGCUGUUUCACAGGAAGGCGGGCUCAUUUGGUGUUGAGAGGGUCUCCUAUAACAGAAUUCUUCAGAUCGUCCGGUUUCAAAACUAUCCAGCCAAGAUCCGAAUGGUUGUUGACAGCUACCUCAGCACACCGCAGGAGAUGACGUUUGAGAGUGCUCGAAAAUGUGGCUCGUUCUGCCAGCUCCUCCUGCUGAUGAAGUCCAGGCACUCUCAGCUGGACGAACCUGAUGUGAUCUCCGUGUUUGUUGGCACCUGGAAUAUGGGUGGUACUCCUCCUCCUCGAAGCUUGCAGUCGUGGGUGACCUGUUGUGGUUUGGGAAACACUCCUGACGAGACGACCGCUUUGCUUCCUCAUGACAUCUACGCGUUAGGGACUCAGGAAAACCCUCAAGGGGAGAGAGAGUGGACAGAACAAAUCAAAGCGACUCUUCGCAGCUACACUCAAGUCGACUUCAAACUAGUGGCAGUGCAGUCCCUCUGGAAUAUGAGGCUGGCCGUGUUUGUGAAGCCGGAGCAUGAGAGUCGCAUCAGCCAUGUGAACACAGCCAGUGUGAAGACUGGUCUUGGGAACACUUUGGGAAACAAGGGAGGAGUUGGAGUCUCCUUCCUCUUUAAUGGAACAUCUUUUGGGUUUGUUAAUUGCCACCUGACGUCUGGAAGUGACAAAGUGCUCAGGAGGAAUCAGAGCUUUGUGGACAUCCUCAGGCUGCUCUCCCUGGGCGACAAACAGCUCUCGGCCUUUGAUAUCAGCCUGCGUUUCACCCAUCUUUUCUGGUGUGGAGAUCUCAACUACAGGCUUGACCUGGAUGUACAGGACAUCCUGAAACAUGUUUCCAAAAGAGAAUUCGAGGAACUCAUGUUUGCAGACCAGUUGACUCGAGAAAGACAAAAAAGGAAGGCCUUUUUCAAUUUCAAGGAAGAGAAGAUCACAUUUCCACCCACCUACCGGUAUGAGAGAGGUUCCAGAGACUGCUACCUUUGGCAGAAGUACAAGACAUCAGGAGUGCGAGUUAAUGUUCCAUCAUGGUGUGACCGGAUUCUAUGGAAGUCCUACCCAGAAACACACAUCAUCUGCACAGCAUAUGGUUGCACUGAUGACAUCUUUACAAGCGAUCAUUCGCCUGUUUUUGCCACCUUCGAAGUGGGAGUGAUGUCGCAGUGCAGCUCCAAAUCAGAUUUAAAUACCAGCGUUGAAAGGGCCUGGAUUGAAGUUGAGGAAAUCGACACCAUAGUGAAGACGGCAAGCAAGGCAAAGUUCUUCAUUGAGUUUCAUUCCUCGUGCCUUGAAGAGACACAACGCUCCAGUGAGAAUAAUUUACAAAGCUGUGAUAUUCCUGGGUUUCUCAAACUGGGCUGGACCUGCAAGCAGCUCCCAAAGCUCAUUCCAGUCUUGUCUGAUCUGGAGUACCUUCAGGAUCAGCACUUGCUGUUAUCUGUGAAGUCAUGCGAUGGAUUCGAAUCAUACGGUGAAUGUUGUGUUGCUCUGCGGUCAGUGAUGAGUGCGUCGCAGAAAUUUGAGACAUUUCUGAGUCACCGCGGUGAGGAGAUGGGCUCCAUACGAGGACGGGUCAGAGUUCAUGUGCCCAAGGACAGGAGAGGAACUCGGCCGAAGGUUUAUGACUUGUUCUGUUUUGAGAAAGACGAUAAAGGUCCUGGAAAGGAACACGUGUCUCUUGCAGCAACACGGAUCCCAGUGACUAGGGCAUCGGGAGUCCCUGUUAAACCUACGGCGAACAGCUACACCAACCCUGCCUACUUCAUCUUUGAAGGUGUGUCAGUUCCACACAGGGCGGAAGUGGCCAUUUCUCAGCGAAGGGACCCACCGGUGAUCUGGUCUGGAAACGAGGCCCUGCAGCUUCCAAAAGUUUCAGGGCGGCAGGGCUUUGACAGGAAACCCUGCCGCAGAUCCGACUUUACCGAAAUUGAAAUUCCAGCCAUCCUGUCCCGGUGCAAUCUAACAAAAGACCUCCAUCCGUCCCAAACCAACUCGUCCUAUCAGCUCUUUCCAGCCCAAAGCCCAUCUCCGAUGCGUCCUCCUUCAAGAAACGCCAUCCCUCAGUUCCAGGAAAAGACUUCGCAAAUCAGAGACCAAUACCAGGGAAAACUAAAUGUUGUUCAGGACUCCAUGCAGCCUGAGAGCAACAUGCAACAAGCAAACCACUUAGAAAUCAUAAAGGAAAAAAACAGAAGAGAUAAACACCACCUUCUCACCAGGAGGACAAAUGCCAUCCACACAAAGUCCCCUUCAAUCCUGCCUUAUACCCCCACCCCCUUAUCCCAUUGUCAGCACUCUGUUUCCUGGAUCAGCGAUAAGCAGCCCCCAACCGGAGACAACUCCCUCACUGCUUUGCAAAUUGCCAAGUCUCUUAGUGAGGUUGACUUCUUCCCUUCAGAGGAGAAAGUACCAUCCACAGUCAGGCAGCGGGCGAGUUAUGGAAAUGGCCCCUCCAUGCAUGGAGACAGAGGCUACAGCAGGGAUGUGGAGGUGUCUGUCCUGAAAGGUGCACCAGAAACUGUGCAGGAGCUUCUUAGUACCUUAGGUCUUCAAAGGUACACCCCGGGACUUAGCUUCAAUGGCUGGGAUGAUCUGGAUUAUUUCAGUGGGAUCACUGAGGAGGAUCUGUGUGCCGCAGGUGUAACAAACCCCUCACAUCGGCGCAGGAUCCUGGAAAACCUUCCCAGGAACUGGAACUGACUGAGAGACGAUCGUACAAAGUCCUGUUCUGUGCUGCUCUUAACUUGAACUGGAGAAACUUUCAGAACUGAAAAGAGCUUGCUCUGACCUUAAGAAGCAUCACAUUUGCUGGACACCUAUCGUAUUUUAAUCUACUCAGCUAAAACUGUAACACAAGGUUACCUGUGCCAAAACAGAGAAGGAAACAUAAUGCAUGAAGUGCUUAUUGUACAUUAUAUGUUGUUCGGCAACAUCUUAGAUAACUGACCAAUAAAUGGAAGAAAUUAUAAUGAUAUUAAAGCCUUGGUACAAAAACGAGUUCUGUUCAAGUUAAUGUUUACCACCCAUUUUCCACUGUGUACAUUUCUUGUACUUAGCUUUUAUUGAGCCACAGUAACAGGUCUAAUAAUAAAUCAAAAGAUCAUUAGAUCCAACAAUA